UUCUAAAGUUCUAGAAGAAAGUACCUAUUUUUCCCCACCUGCUGAAUUCACUUCAUACUGUCAAAAGGCAGCGAAAAUGAAAAGUUUUUAUUUCGUGGCCGGAUUGUUCGUGAUGCUAGUUCAAGGCAGCUGGCAACGUUCCCUUCAAGACACAGAAGAGAGAGCCAGAUCACUUACAGCUUCCCAGAUGGAACCACUAGAUGACGUGAAUCAGAAGACUGAAGAGAAACGUCACUCACAGGGCACUUUCACCAGUGACUACAGCAAGCAUUUGGAUGCCAUUCGAGCGAAACAGUUUGUGGAUUGGUUGAUGAAUUAUAAAAGAGGCGGUGGUCCGAUUACCAAACGUCAUGAUGAAUUUGCAAGACACUCUGAAGGGACUUUCACCAAUGAUGUCACCCGUCUCUUGGAAGAAAAAGCCACCAGUGAAUUCAUUGCUUGGCUACUGAAAGGACUUGAAAAGAGAACCUCCCGAGAGAUAGCAGAGAGUGAAGAGCUUUGGCGAAGACAUGCCGAUGGCACAUUCUCCCAUGAGCUGAGUGGCGUUCUGGAUCAGCUCGCUACCAAGGAUUUUUUAAAUUGGCUGCUUCUGCCCGAAGUUGAGGAGAGGAAAUAAAUGUAUAAUUAUUCAAGAUCAUCUCCACUCCAUCACCUGCUGGCUACUUGGGACGUAUGAAAAUUUGUGUUUUGUAAAUUUAAGGAGUUUAUCCUAAAGCCAUAUUGCUUUGCAUGCCAAGAAAUGACUUUCUCUAGUGUUGUCUCUGGAAUAAACAAUUGUCAAAGGACAACUAAAGUAACAGUUUUAAAAAUACGAAAGUGCCAGAUCUUCAUAUUUUCCAUUUAUUUAGGAAAACAAUCUGUUUACAUUUAGCAAUGAAAUUAUUUUUCUAUGAAAUUAAUUUGUACAUAUAAAUGAUUCCAAUCACCAAAUAUCUGCAUUAGUAAUGACAGUAGUAGGAAGGGGCUAGUUACCACAAUGGUGAGUUUAAAAAAAAUCCUCCUUGAAACUUUUGUCAUAAAAAUGCUCCGCUUUCAGGAUAACAAAUAGUAGCCUUAAAUAAAUUUUUUCAAGCUUC
Molecule: messenger RNA, 1076 nt
Organism: Ornithorhynchus anatinus (platypus)
Lineage: Eukaryota; Metazoa; Chordata; Mammalia; Monotremata; Ornithorhynchidae
Gene: GCG
Product: glucagon
Exons: 6
Coding region: 77-616 (179 amino acids)
Biological process (GO): adenylate cyclase-modulating G protein-coupled receptor signaling pathway; negative regulation of apoptotic process; positive regulation of insulin secretion involved in cellular response to glucose stimulus
Cellular component (GO): extracellular region
Molecular function (GO): hormone activity; glucagon receptor binding
Source: RefSeq, a predicted model, not a curated record